AAAAAUUAAAAAAAAAAAAUAACCCCCACCCCCUAAAAAAAAUUUUUUUUUCUAUUAUUCCCCCAAAAAAAAAUUAACCCUCUUUCUUCGAUUAAAAACAAAAAGGAGAGGGGGGUGUGAGCGAUUGAGAACCAUAUUUAGAGCGCGAGUCGAGUCCUGUAAACGUGGUUUAAAAUCGAUGCGAAUCGCAGGUUGCGGUCAGUCAGCGAGAGACCUUCGCGCGUAUCGCUUCGACUUGGGAAGCGUAAAUUUUUUUUUUAUUUUAAUUCAAAAAGAAAAUAAAAAAAAUAAAUAAAUAAAAGUGAAAAAUAAUUUUGUGAAUGUCGCAUUUUAAGAGAGGGGAAAAAAUAUUAAUAAUGCGUGUCAAGUGAUAAUUUGAAUGUGGAAUCAUUCCGUCAUGCCUUGUUUUAAAAAAAUUCACCUUUACGUGCAAAAAAAUUCACAAAAGGAUCCAUGAGCAGAGUAUCAAGUUGGUACCCGUGAUAUAAAGGACCCUAGGGUCCAAAAUACCAUUUAGAAUCUCGAAAGUGUUAUUGGCCUUAUGAUCUCCUGAAGACAUUUCUUUUUUUUUGGUGCAGCAGAACAUGAAGACUGAUCGCCUCUCAACAUUGCCCUGGAUCUAUAUUCUGCUGACACUUCUGGGCUCUAUUUUUCAUGUCGAAACAUUCGAUAUUAGAUUAUGUCACACACCACUUGGAAUGGAGUCUGGAGCAAUUCCAGAUUCUGCCAUCAAUGCAUCAUCGUCCUACGUAACUAACGUGGGACCAAGAAAUAGCAGAUUAAGAAAAGAAACAGCUGGAGGAGCGUGGUGUCCAAAAAAGCAAAUAGAAAAUGGAGUGCGGGAGUGGCUGCAGAUUGAUUUGAAGAGAACUUAUGUCGUUACUGGCAUUGAGACUCAAGGCCGAUUUGACCACGGACGAGGACAAGAAUACGUCGAGGAAUAUACUCUAGAGUAUCGAAGAACAACUUUCGGUGAUUGGAAACCAUACAAAAAAUGGGAUGGCAAAGAGGUCCUAGCUGGAAAUAGUGAUACGUCGUCAGUGGUUUCACACGAGCUUAUUCCGCCGAUUUUCGCGAGCCAGAUACGCGUGUUACCUCACUCCGUACACAGGCGCACGGUUUGCCUUCGCAUCGAGCUCAAAGGCUGCAAAGAUCAGAGUGGCUUAAUAAGUUAUACAAUGCCCGAUUCUCCAAUGGCCGAAUUGAGCGACAGUUCUUACGAUGGAACUAGAGAAUCUGGAAUACUCUCUGGAGGCUUAGGUCGACUGAUCGAUGGAGAGACCGGUGCCGAUAAUUACAGGAUGGAUACCGGAUAUGGAAGAGGAAGCGGUUGGAUUGCUUGGAUGCGGGAUACUUUUCUCGACAACUUUAUUGAGCUCAUUUUUCAUUUCGACGAUCUUAGAAUUUUCAAUGCCGUACAUAUUUAUACGAACAACUAUUUUUCAAGGGACGUUCAGGUUUUCUCAAAAGCAGAGGUUUGGUUUAGCGAAAACGGUGGAUUUGAAGACGACAAAGAACCACUGUCUUACUCCUACAUUCCUGACACCGUUUUGGAGAAUGCUCGCAAUGUAUCGAUUAAUUUACACGGUCAACUCGGCCAAUUCGUCAAAAUUCAUCUCUUCUUCGCUGCAAGAUGGAUAAUGAUCAGUGAAAUAACAUUCGAGGAAUCCAAUCCAUUCGAGAACGUGACAGAGGAGACUGUGUCCAAAAUUAGUAAUGGGGAGGUUCGAGUAAACCAGGACGUGGACCUCAACUUACAAACGAUAACAGCAAGAGAGGAGGGCAAAGAAUACGUGGAGGUUCUAAUAGGCGUUCUAACCGCAGUGACAUUACUUCUAUUAUUAGUAUUUGUAAUAAUUUUGUUACUAAGUCGUCGACAAAAACUACAAAGUUCACCGACAGUUUUGAAAAAUCCAUUUGGAUUUGCAAUCAACAUGAAACUUAAAUUUCCAGACUUCCUUCUAAAUUUAACCCCGGGUGGAAUGUUAAACAACAACGCCCACGUCUCUCCGGAUGUUCCGGAGGACGUUAGCAUGCACGAACCACUGACGAUGGAACAGUUUAAUUCUCCUCUGGUAGACUCACAGUACAAGUCUACUUAUGCGGUUGUUGCGAAUUCUGACUCACCGCAGAAAUUAAAUAAUCUCGACAGUCCGGACAUUAAUGUACGUCUCAAGUCAAAAUCUGAAUGUUCGUCAUCAUCGUCGUCAGAUUCGCCGAUUCGUCAAACGCAACACUAUCGAACACUACAGACAUACAAUAAUUCACCAGUGAGACCGACUGUUAUUAAUUUGUCAACACGUCAUCGAGAUUCUGAUUAUGGACAUUCAAAAAGGUGGAACACUGCUCCAAAAGAAAAGCACAAAGUACCAGCGCCUGUUGUCAGUUGGAAUAUCGCGCCUAGUAUGAAUAAGCCGUACAAGUGCAGGGAAAUUGAACCUACGAAUAUUCCACAUCAGUGUCUGCAUACUAUGGAGAAACUUGGCUCCAGUCAUAUUGGAGAGGUAAUAGUUUGUGCAGCAACGACUUUAGGUGAAAUUGACGAUGCUGAAGCACUGAGAUUAAUUGUUGCUCGAGUACCAGCAUCUAACAAGGAGAGUAAGUGCAGUAAUGCAAGUGACGCCAUGAGGGAAGUACGCUUUCUGUCUGGCCUCUCUGAUCCAAACGUGGCUCGUGUUCUGGGUGUUUGCACAGCAGAUCCAGCAACGCCCUGGACGAUAAUCGAGUACACGGAGCUUGGCGAUCUUGCUCAUUAUUUACAAUACAGUGAGCCGCUCACUGGAAUACAGAGGCCAAACUGCAGUCUCAAUUUACUCAGUCAAAGCUGUCUACUUUACAUGGGACUGCAAAUAGCAUCGGGUAUGAAGUUUCUGGAAUCGAAAAAUCUAGUGCAUAAGGAUUUGGCGGCGAGAAAUUGCCUGCUAGGACGAAAUUACACCGUAAAGGUGACAGACAUCGCAAUGUGCAGUGACCUUUAUAAAAAAGACUACAGCGACAUAGGUGGACGACCCUUGGCUCCAAUCAGAUGGCUCUCGUGGGAAAGUAUUUUAUUGGAUAGAUACACCUGUCCAAGUACCGUUUGGUCGUUUGCUGUCACGUUAUGGGAAGUCAUGAGUUUUGCGCGGGAAAAACCAUUUCAACAUCUUUCCAAUGAACAAGUGAUACAAAAUGCUGAACUCAUGUAUUAUGGAGAGGAAUUACAAGUCUUUUUGCCAAAACCAAUGAUGUGUCCCGAGGACGUUUACAAAGUGAUGUGUUCCUGCUGGCAAAGAGAUGAAGACGAACGACCAACUUUCAAGGAUAUAUAUGCAUUCCUAAAGACUGUAACUGACUACCGACCCAAUGCAUAAUCAUAGUUGACUGUGAUAAAAACAAAAAAAAAAUUCUCUACAUUUCAAUUCAAAACGAGAUUUUAAUUACAAACAAAUCAGUAAGAAGCAAAAUUUCCCCAAAAAAAAAAUAUUUUUUUCUUUCCACAAUCAAACCCAAUUACCCAAACUAUAACUAUUUUUCAUUUAAUAUUUAGUCUGGACUAGAUAAAUUUACAUGUAAUUAGAAAUUUAAAAAAAAACAACUAAUUUUAUUUCUAGUCUCUAGAAAAAAAAACCAUAAGUUCAUAUUCUCGUAAAUUGAAAUAAGUGUACAAUCGUUAAGUUUAAUCGUAUGAGAUAUUUUAUACUAUUUUAUGCUUCCAAAAAAAGAGAAAAAAAAGAAUAACAAAAUACGAGAGAUUAUUAUUUUGCAAAUUCUAGUCACAUCGACAAUUUUUUGAUUUUAAUAAUAAUAAGAUAAGCGACACAUUCUGUACAGUAUUCUUAGUAAAUGACAAAUGCAAAAUGUACACACUAUAUAUUAUGGAAGCCUGUAUUUAAUAUGAUAAGUCUCAUGUACAUAUUUUCCCAAUCAACACACAAAAAAAAAGAAAGAAAAAGAACUUUAUGACGAUAAAUUGUAAAUGUUCGGGGUCAAUAAUUUAUUGUGUAUUUAAAAUAAAAAAUAAAAGUAAGUCUGAUAGAUAUAAUAAUAAGAAAAAAAGUAUCUCUUCCGCAGAUACAAAAUAUUCUAUUUAGAGAGAAAAAAGAACAAAAGUCAUUUAGGAUUUCAAGCCAACUUUUAAAAUUUAUAUCCUGCUAUAUGCCAAUACGUCACUUUUAUCACAAUCAAUCGUUUUUGCAUUUUACACAAUUCAUCUUUUCUGCUGAUACUCUUCUCUACAGGCGCGUCAAAAAAUUUUUUGUCCGAAUUUUCUUUUCACAAAAAAACCAUAAUUGAUAUUUUUUGUUGUUGUUUGCUUUUGCCAACAAUCUUUUUGCAUUAAAUUACCAAAUUUGCAUAUCACCUAAUUUUUAUUUCUUUA
This is a messenger RNA of Leptopilina heterotoma, 4357 nucleotides long. Its product is annotated as discoidin domain-containing receptor tyrosine kinase B-like. Bases 585 to 3350 code for a protein of 921 amino acids. Gene Ontology annotation, cellular component: signaling receptor complex. The record is from RefSeq and is a predicted model, not a curated record. The transcript has 17 exons. Lineage: Eukaryota; Metazoa; Arthropoda; Insecta; Hymenoptera; Figitidae. Gene Ontology annotation, molecular function: ATP binding; protein tyrosine kinase collagen receptor activity; collagen binding. Gene Ontology annotation, biological process: cell surface receptor protein tyrosine kinase signaling pathway; multicellular organism development; protein phosphorylation.